AUGGGAGACUUCGAUGCCAUCCCGCCCGAAAGAUCGUCCAGCAACGUUAACGGCAACGACGACGGCGACGAUGACAAGCAUGGCGCCGGCGGGGUUGAGCCCGAGUCCGAAGCUAUUGCGUUGAGCGACGUGCUCCAGAUCGAUGACGAAAACGUUGGCGGCGGCGACUUCAACUUUGGCCACGACGGCGACUUCGGAACCGGACAAGACGACGGCGACGACGAUGACGGAUUCCACGAUGACGGAGAUCGGUCGCCGCUGGGAACGAACUCGAACGGUCAUCGAAGGUUUGGGCGUGUUGACUCUCCUUUGCGGGUGGAGCCCCCGCCGUCCUUCAACGCACCUGCACGACCCGUGGAUCAGACCCAGGAUCAGCAAAUCAAGGCGAGGCCCACACACUCACUGAUCGACCGGUGUCUGUGUCAUGCUGAGGGUGCGUCGGCCUUCUCGCCGUCGGCUUUCACGAUGCGGAAGUCGAGCACUGCAUCGCUCGUGGGAAGCCUCCGUCAGCGGCAGGAGCCAAAAAAACGAGACCUCACGGAAAACCAUGCCUCCUAUCGAAUUGCGAUGAGCGACUACAAUAUGCUGGCGUUCUCCAGCCAGAGAUCGGGGCGGCACGAGAUGGAAGGGCUGGCCUACUACUCCGCCGGGGUGACUAUGGACAGCAUGGGGCAGUACCCGAAGGCGAUCGAGAACUACAAGAAGUUUCUCGCUGUCUGCAAGACGCUGAAAGACCUGUUCAUCGAAGGCGUGUGCCACAACUGCAUGGGGGUGGACUACAUGCUCAUGGCGUGCCCACCGGCGUCGAACAUGCAGCCGGCGUUGGACGUGACUAAGGAAAAGGAAAAUACAACAGGGCUGCCGGCGAGAGCGGUCGCCUUGUUGCGAAAGGCGUUGGAGCACCACGAGGAGCACCUAAAGGGAGCGGACGACGCCGGGUCUGGCGUAGCCCACUCCAACAUCGGGCUGUGCCACGGCCUGAUGGGAGACUACCCUAAGGCGGCCAAACACCACCAAGAGGCCCUGAGGGUGGCACUUCGUGUUCAGAGCGUGGCCGCCGGCAACCUCGGCACCCUGGCCGCGCGGCAGGGGGACAUGCAGACAGCGCAGGCUUGCCUGGAGCAGCACCUCCAGCUGGUGCAGCAGCUCGGGGACUGGCAGGGGGAGAUAAACGCCUGGUGGAAGAUGGCGCAGGUGGCAGCAGCAGCGGCAAAGGGAGGACAAAAUGGAGGAGGGGGAGGAGGGGGGGGAGGAGGACAAGAGACUGAGUCAGUUAGGGAGGGGAGCGGUGGGGGCGGUGCUAGCGGCGGGUCUCUCCCGCGUGUUGAGGUCGGUCCUGAACACGGUGCCGACAGGCUCGGGGGUGGGGGGAGGAUGGCAGGGGCCGGAGCGGGGGCCCCGGGGGGGCAAGAGGAAGCUGUUGUGAGGGCGCUGUGGUGCUUCGAGAGGGCAGCGGCCUUGGCGAAGACUCACGAUAAGGCAAAACGCGUUAAAGACAGCUUGAGGGCCUGCACGUGUUGA
Ectocarpus sp. CCAP 1310/34 is the source of this 1521-nucleotide messenger RNA. NCBI's taxonomy places the organism in Eukaryota, Phaeophyceae, Ectocarpales, Ectocarpaceae. The record is from the annotation of a GenBank genome assembly.